Limulus polyphemus (Atlantic horseshoe crab) is the source of this 877-nucleotide messenger RNA. Its product is annotated as transmembrane emp24 domain-containing protein bai-like. Gene Ontology annotation, cellular component: endoplasmic reticulum-Golgi intermediate compartment; endoplasmic reticulum; COPII-coated ER to Golgi transport vesicle. The coding region runs from base 113 to 733 and encodes 206 amino acids. The transcript is spliced from 5 exons. The record is from RefSeq and is a predicted model, not a curated record. Lineage: Eukaryota; Metazoa; Arthropoda; Merostomata; Xiphosura; Limulidae. Gene Ontology annotation, biological process: Golgi organization; endoplasmic reticulum to Golgi vesicle-mediated transport; intracellular protein transport.
CGGUAGCCUACUGCUGUGGUGGUGCCACGUUAGCUUCGUGAUAGAUGUGGGUCUAGUACGUAGUUGAAACUUGACGAGAAGUGGCUUAACCUUUUCGUUAAGUGUGGAAAACAUGUAUGCGUGUUGUAGUUUUUGUCUUUUUUUUAUAUUUUUAACUAUAAGUGUGGAUUCUUUAAUGCUACAACUACCGCCAAAUAGUAGGCGUUGUCUGAAAGAAGAAAUAGAAAAAAAAGUUCUUGUUACAGGGGAGUAUGAACUAAGUGACGCUCCUGGGCAGAAAACUGAUAUAAUAGUGACAGACUCUAAAGGACAAGUUUUGUUUUCAAGAGAAAACAUUGACAAAGGAAAGUUUGCUUUUAACACAGAUGAAUUGGACGUCUUUGAAGUAUGCUUCGUCACUAAAAUGCCUGCAGGUCAAGGUGGAAUGACGAGGGAAGCCAGUCUUUCUCUGAAACAUGGGGUUGAGGCCAAGAGCUACGAAGGUCUUGAAGAAGUAGGCAAGCUGAAACCUUUGGAAAUUGAGCUGCAAAAGCUUGAAGAUAUGUCAGAAGCUAUUGUAAAAGACUUUGCAUACAUGAGACAGCGAGAGGAAGAAAUGAGAGACACAAAUGAGUCUACAAAUACUCGUGUCUUAUAUUUUAGUAUCUUCUCCAUGUGCUGCCUUCUUUCUCUUGCUACUUGGCAGGUUUGGUACCUCAGACGCUUCUUUAAAGCCAAGAAACUCAUUGAAUGAAACUUAAAUAUGCAAAGUAUUGCAAAUAUAAGUCAUAUGAUGAAAAAUAUAAAACAGAUUAAAAUGUGCAUUCGGUUGUAAAAAAAAUACUUGGAACAAUAACAUUUUCAUGACAGUUAGUAAAAUAUUUUUUUUUCUGAUGUA